Pezoporus occidentalis (night parrot) is the source of this 1698-nucleotide messenger RNA. RefSeq names its product transcription factor SOX-17-like. The coding region runs from base 90 to 1295 and encodes 401 amino acids. NCBI's taxonomy places the organism in Eukaryota, Metazoa, Chordata, Aves, Psittaciformes, Psittacidae. The transcript is spliced from 2 exons. Gene Ontology annotation, biological process: vasculogenesis; heart development; angiogenesis. Gene Ontology annotation, molecular function: RNA polymerase II cis-regulatory region sequence-specific DNA binding; DNA-binding transcription activator activity, RNA polymerase II-specific. The record is from RefSeq and is a predicted model, not a curated record.
ACAGCGGCUGCCAGCAGCGAGCGGGGCCCGAGCGACGAGAGCAGCCGCUUCCCCCACCGGAGCUCUCGGCCCCGGCGGCGCAGCCAGACAUGAGCAGCCCCGAUGCGGGCUACGCCAGCAGCGAGGACCAGGCUCAGGGGCGGUGCUCGUUGCCCGUUAUGAUGCCGGCCGUGGGCCCAUGCCCGUGGGCAGAGUCGCUGAGCCCGCUGGGCGAGGCGAAGGCGAAGGGCGAGGCGGCGGCGUCAGGGGCGUCGGGCGGCCGGAGCAAGAGCGAGGCGCGGAUCCGGCGGCCCAUGAAUGCCUUCAUGGUGUGGGCGAAGGACGAGCGCAAGCGGCUGGCUCAGCAGAACCCGGACCUGCACAACGCCGAGCUCAGCAAGAUGCUGGGUAAAUCGUGGAAGGCGCUGUCGCUGUCGGAGAAGCGCCCGUUCGUGGAGGAGGCGGAGCGGCUGCGGGUGCAGCACAUGCAGGACCACCCCAACUACAAGUACCGGCCGCGGCGGCGGAAACAGGUGAAGCGCCUGAAGCGGGUGGAGAGCGGCUUCCUGCAGCACGGCCUGGCGGAGCCGGCGGGGCCCGGGCUGAGCACCGAGGCAGGCGGCAGCAGCGGCAGGAUGUGCGUGGAGGGCCUGAGCCUGCCCUACGGCGAGCAGGGCUACGCGGUGUCGGGCGUGGGCCACUACCGGGACUGUCCGCCGCUGGGCGCCGGCUUCGACGGGUACAGCCUGCCGACGCCGGACCCGUCGCCGCUGGACACGGUGGAGAGCGAAGCGCCGUUCCUGGCGGCGGGGCUGCAGGAGGAGUGCGCGCUGGUGCCCUACGGCUUCGCCCCGCACCCGGCGGCAGCGGGCGAGUACUCGGCGGCGGCGGGCGAGAGUCCGGCGGGCGCGGCGCUGCGCCGGCACCUGCCUUCCGGCGAGGCGCUGGGCCCGGGCCCCGCGCUGCAGGGGCUGCAGGGGCUGCUGGGCUGCCCGGCGCCGUUGCACGCCUACUACGGGCAGGCGUGCCAGCCGCCGGGCCCGGGGCGCGGCCCGUUGCCGCCGGGGGCCGUCGGGCAGCCGUCGCCGCCGCCCGAGGCGGCGCCGUGCCGGGAGCAGCUGGAGCAGCUGCCGCCGGAGGAGCUGCUGGGCGAGGUGGACCGCACCGAGUUCGAGCAGUACCUGCACUUCGCCUGCAAGCCCGAGCUGGGGCUGACCUUCGCCGGACACGACGUGGCCGAGAGCGUGGGGCCCGUCUCCUCGGCCGUGUCGGACGCCAGCACCGCCGUGUACUACUGCGGCUACCCCGACGUGUGAGGGCCUCCUCGGGAACACGGCUCUUCUUGUGUUGGACUUGCGGGCGGGCCCUCAGCCCCGCUCCUAUUUAUGUAAUUUAUUUGAAUCUUGAGAACUGACAGGGUAUCCGCGGCCUGCUCGAGGUUUAAAAGGCGACUCGCCGUUUCGCUGUCCAGGUGGUGCAGGUUUUACCACCACCGUCCGACAGUGACAUGUCAAACUGUUCCUGCUGUGGAAUCAUGAUGUUAGUAACACACGUGAAAUACAGAGUCGGAGAUCUUGUUAGAGAUCCACAUGCUAUUGUAAUGUUGUACAGAAUGCUGGGUUUUAUAUGUUGGAUUUGUACAGAAUAAUUUUGCACUUUUACAAAUAAAAGGGAAAUAAUAAAACUGGUUGCUGAUAUCUCCUCCAAAGGAUGUUAUCG